AUGAUACGUCGAUUGUUACACGUUUCCGGGCGGAGAGUCCGGUUCGCGGCUUUCCCACGCCCUCGUCUGUACAGCACCCCGGGGAAGGUGAAGAUCUUCGUCAAGGAUCCGACAGGGGGGAGGAGCGAUUUUGAGGCGCCCGUGGGGAUUUCCCUCAUGGAGGCCGUGCGGGAUGUGGCGGGGAUGGCCUUAGAGGGCACCUGCGAUGGCUGCAUGCAGUGCUCGACCUGCCAUGUGUAUAUCGCGGAAGGGUGGUUUAAAAAACUCCCACCCCCUUCCGAACAGGAGAUGGAUGUUUUGGAUAUGGCCUUGGAACCAAGGGAUGAGUCUCGAUUGGCUUGUCAAAUCACCCUUCGAGAGGCGCAUGAUGGGCUGGAGAUUGAAAUACCGAGUGCUAUGAAGGAUUUAACGCUGAGUUGA
Phytomonas sp. EM1 is the source of this 420-nucleotide messenger RNA. Lineage: Eukaryota; Euglenozoa; Kinetoplastea; Trypanosomatida; Trypanosomatidae. The record is from the annotation of a GenBank genome assembly.